This is a messenger RNA of Nematolebias whitei (Rio pearlfish), 1811 nucleotides long. RefSeq names its product UDP-N-acetyl-alpha-D-galactosamine:polypeptide N-acetylgalactosaminyltransferase 13 (gene galnt13). Lineage: Eukaryota; Metazoa; Chordata; Actinopteri; Cyprinodontiformes; Rivulidae. Bases 66 to 1811 code for a protein of 581 amino acids. Gene Ontology annotation, cellular component: Golgi apparatus. The transcript is spliced from 12 exons. The record is from RefSeq and is a predicted model, not a curated record.
AAACCUCGUAGGCCCUCGCUUUUAUCCUCCUCGUCUGUCUGCCUGGCUGACAUCCCUGAGAGGUGAUGCGACGGUUUGUUUACUGCAAGGUGGUGCUGACCACCUCCUUAGUGUGGGUCCUGGUGGAUGUUUUCUUGCUGCUGUACUUCAGCGAGUGUAACAAAUGUGAUGACAGAAAGGAUCGCUCUCUGCUCCCUGCCCUCCGAGCGGCGAUAUCUCGGAGCCACGAGGGUCCAGGCGAGAUGGGCAAGGCAGUAAACAUCCCCAAGAAUGACCAGGAAAAAAUGAAGGAGCUCUUUAAGAUUAACCAGUUCAAUCUGAUGGCCAGUGACAUGAUCGCACUCAACAGGAGUCUACCUGACGUCAGGCUGGAUGGCUGUAAGACCAAGUUGUACCCAGAUGACCUGCCCAACACCAGCAUUGUGAUUGUGUUUCACAACGAGGCAUGGAGCACCUUGCUGCGGACCGUUCACAGCAUCAUAAACCGCUCUCCGAGACACCUGCUAGUGGAGAUUGUUCUGGUGGACGAUGCCAGCGAGCGAGACUUUUUGAAGAUGCAGCUUGAGAGCUAUGUGCAAACUUUAGAGGUGCCGGUGAAGAUUCUGAGGAUGGAGCAGCGUUCAGGUCUGAUUAGAGCCAGGCUGAGGGGGGCCGCCGCCACCACAGGUCAAGUCAUCACCUUUCUCGACGCUCACUGUGAGUGUACCAUCGGCUGGCUGGAGCCCCUGCUGACUCGGAUCAAAGAAGACAGGUCAGCAGUGGUGUGUCCAAUCAUUGACGUCAUCAGUGAUGAGACGUUCGAGUACAUGGCAGGCUCGGAUAUGACUUAUGGUGGAUUCAACUGGAAGCUGAAUUUUCGAUGGUACCCUGUUCCCCAGAGGGAGAUGGAUCGACGUAAAGGAGACAGAACACUUCCUGUUCGGACUCCCACCAUGGCAGGAGGUUUAUUCUCUAUAGACAAAACUUAUUUUGAAGAAAUUGGAAGCUAUGAUCCAGGGAUGGAUAUAUGGGGUGGAGAAAAUCUGGAAAUGUCUUUCAGGAUCUGGCAAUGCGGUGGGUCUUUAGAAAUUGUGACAUGCUCACAUGUGGGGCACGUCUUCCGAAAGGCCACUCCCUACAGCUUCCCUGGAGGAACGGGCCAAGUCAUCAACAAGAACAACAGGCGCCUGGCUGAAGUCUGGAUGGAUGAGUUUAAAGACUUCUUCUACAUCAUCUCACCAGGCGUGAUGCGGGUGGACUACGGAGACGUCUCCUCCCGUAAAGCCCUCCGAGAGGCUUUGAAGUGUAAACCAUUUUCUUGGUAUCUAGAGAACAUCUACGCAGACUCCCAGAUCCCACGGAGAUACUACUCGCUUGGUGAAAUCAGAAACGUGGAGACCAAUCAGUGUGUGGACAACAUGGGAAGAAAGGAAAACGAGAAACUUGGCUUUUUCAAUUGUCAUGGCAUGGGUGGAAACCAGGUAUUCUCAUACACGGCGGAUAAAGAAAUCAGGACAGAUGACCUCUGUCUGGAUGCGUCCCGGCUCAACGGGCCUGUUCUGAUGCUCAAGUGUCACCACAUGAAGGGCAACCAGAUGUUUGAGUACGAUGCUGAGUAUGUUGGCAAGUGGGAGUAUGAUUUUGAGAAGCACACCUUCCUCCACAUCAUCACCCAGUCAUGUCUGACCAUCAGCCGUUUGGAGGAUGGCACCUACGGUCCCACGGUGGAGAACUGUAACAACACCCCCUUACAGUCGUGGAUUCUCCACAACUACACUCGUCAGGAGGUUGCUAGACGCCUCUACUACAGCCCCACGGAUUAUUUUCUCUAA